UUACUUGCUUUCCUUUCACCACCACCACCCUUCUUCUCUCAUUCAUUCUUCAGUUUUUUCUCUUAACAUGUGACUCACAAAAACCCUUGCUUUCACUCUUUCUCUCACUCUCAGGUCUAAGCUGGGCUGGGUGGUGUGCUCUAUAAUGUAAAUUACGGUUUGUGCAAAACUUGGAUUUUCUCAGAUCUAUCCAACUUCGCCCUUUUAAUCUCUUUGCAAAUCGUCAUCAUCACCAUUUCAUUUGCGAGAUCAUAAUUUUUAUGCUUUGGUUUUCCUCUCUUCCCCAUCAUUUUUCAUUUUUUUUUUCUCCGGUUGUGAGAAAGUGAGUUCUUUUUUUUGUUACCCUUUAAGCAGAUCCAACUUAGCAAGUGUAAAAUUUCAGUUUUUAUCGGUAUUCUCUUUUCGGGCCUCGCCCCAUGUUCUAGAUUUGAAGAUCUUGUUAUUGUCUCACUCUUGUCUGGACCAAGAUCUGUUCCCCCUUUUCUGAUUUUAGAUCCUGGUUUUCUUCAUGAUGUAGUAGGACUUCAAAUUUGAGAGCUUUACAUUUCACCUUUCUGGGGUUGUUUUUUCCCCCUUUGGAGUAUGAGAAUUUUCAUGAAAAGUUGGGGAGUUUGGAUCACUGAGUGAGAGAAAGAAGAGAACUAAAAACUACAAAUGAUGAAUUAUUUCCCGGACGAGGUAAUAGAGCACAUCUUUGACUAUGUGGUGUCACACCGUGACCGGAACGCUUUGUCUUUGGUGUGCAAGAGCUGGUACAGGAUAGAGAGGUUUACGAGGCAGAGAGUGUUCAUAGGGAACUGUUACUCCAUCACUCCGGAGAGGUUGAUCCAGAGGUUUCCUGGUCUCAAGUCUUUAACUUUGAAGGGAAAGCCUCAUUUUGCUGACUUUAGUUUGGUUCCUUAUGAUUGGGGUGGUUUUCUGUGUCCGUGGAUUGAGGCACUGGCCAAGAGCAGGGUUGGUUUGGAGGAGCUUAGGCUCAAGAGGAUGGUGGUCUCGGAUGAGAGCCUGGAGCUACUUUCUCGUUCUUUCACACACUUUAAGUCUUUGGUUCUUGUUAGCUGUGAAGGGUUCACCACCGAUGGCCUUGCUGCUAUAGCUGCAAAUUGCAGGUUUCUUAGGGAGCUGGAUCUGCAAGAAAAUGAAGUUGAAGAUCACAAAGGGCAGUGGCUAAGUUGUUUUCCUGAUAGCUGUACUUCACUUGUCUCUCUGAAUUUUGCUUGCCUUAAAGGAGAGGUUAGUUUGGGAGCUCUAGAGAGACUAGUGGCCAGAUCUCCUAACCUGAAGAGCUUAAAGCUGAAUCGUUCAGUGCCCCUCGACGCACUGCAAAGGAUAAUGAUGCGAGCACCUCAACUAGCGGAUUUGGGAAUCGGAUCAUUUGUUCAUGAUCCAGAUUCAGAGGCCUACAUAAGGCUCAAGAAUACCAUUCUCAAGUGCAAGUCCAUAACCAGUUUGUCAGGGUUUUUGGAAGUUGCUCCUCACUGUCUUGCAGCUAUCUAUCCUAUUUGCCCCAACCUAACGUCCUUGAACUUGAGCUAUGCAGCAGGCAUUCAGGGCAGCGAGCUGAUAAAACUAAUUCGCCACUGUGGGAAACUUCAGCGUUUAUGGAUAAUGGAUUGCAUUGGAGACAAAGGACUAGGUGUUGUAGCUAUGACAUGUAAAGACUUGCAAGAAUUGAGAGUUUUUCCAUCUGCACCCUAUGGGAAUCCAGCAGCUGUGACAGAAAAAGGGUUGGUUGCAAUAUCAAUGGGUUGCCCCAAGCUUCAUUCAUUGCUCUACUUCUGCCACCAGAUGACAAAUGCUGCCCUCAUAACCGUGGCAAAGAACUGUCCAAAUUUUAUCCGCUUUAGGCUGUGUAUCCUUGAAGCAUUGAAACCUGACCCUGAUACAUUGGAGCCGCUGGAUGAAGGUUUCGGCGCAAUCGUGCAGUCUUGCAGGCGGCUCAGGCGCCUAUCGCUCUCCGGCCAAUUGACUGACCAGGUGUUCCUCUACAUAGGAAUGUAUGCUGAGCAGCUUGAGAUGCUGUCAAUUGCGUUUGCUGGGGAGAGUGACAAGGGAAUGCUGUAUGUGUUGAAUGGAUGCAAGAAGCUUAGGAAGCUUGAGAUCAGAGACUGCCCUUUCGGCAACAUGGCACUUCUGACGGACGUAGGGAAGUAUGAAACAAUGCGAUCCCUUUGGAUGUCGUCAUGCGAAGUGACCGUCGGAGCCUGCAAGCUGCUGGCCAAGAAGAUGCCAAGGCUGAAUGUGGAGAUCUUCAAUGAGAAUGAGCAAGAGGAUUGUAGUCUGGAAGAUGGGCAGAGGGUAGAGAAGAUGUAUUUGUAUCGUACAUUGGCUGGGAAAAGGAAAGAUGCACCAGAAUAUGUAUGGACCUUGUAGGUGCAUUUUUAGGUCAUUUAAUUUCUUGUUAUUCAGAAGUUUGUACUUGCUUUUAGGCUGACUGAUUAAUGCAAUUUUAGCCGGGUGGUGUAGUGUUUUGUCAUUUCCUUGCAUUUUCUAGUUUUAUACAUGCUAGAUUGCUUUUUCUCCUAGUUAUUAUUGUUCCAUAAUGCCACUUUUUCUUACGUA
Messenger RNA from Cajanus cajan (pigeon pea), 2562 nucleotides. Its product is annotated as protein AUXIN SIGNALING F-BOX 2. Gene Ontology annotation, cellular component: SCF ubiquitin ligase complex. Gene Ontology annotation, biological process: SCF-dependent proteasomal ubiquitin-dependent protein catabolic process. NCBI's taxonomy places the organism in Eukaryota, Viridiplantae, Streptophyta, Magnoliopsida, Fabales, Fabaceae. Gene Ontology annotation, molecular function: protein binding. The record is from RefSeq and is a predicted model, not a curated record.